GGCUAGACCGGGCUGGGCCGCCGGGGUCGACGGAGUUGGCGGCCUGUUGUGUAAGCCUCAGUCCUUGUUUUCCCCGGCCUGGCUCGUUGUGAAGCCGGACACAUCCACCCUUGGACUGGAUUCAAGAGGCUGCUGCCUUUCUCCAUGCCCCUCUUGGAUUUUCUGGAUUUUUGAAAACCCAGUGGCCCAGGAGGAGGAGGAGGAAGGAGGAAGGAACAGAUCUGCAGAGGAAUGUGAGAGAAGCCAGAAGAAGCUGGGAGCCAGAGCUGCCUGGGUUUCUGGAACAGUGGUUUCUGAGUGAGUCUCUUCUAUUUCAGAACAUUGUUCCAGUGGAAAGUGUCAGACAAAUUCUUGCCCUCUCAGAGCUGAUUUCUCCAAGUCACUUGACUUUUCUUCUGGGAGUGGAAGGAAGGAGAAACUACCUGCUCUGGGACUGCCAGGGGAAGGGAGGAAGAUUAUGGACAUGGUCCCUCCCUGCUCACAGGAGUGUGCCAGAGACCUAGUAAUAACAGGGCAGUUAAUGAGCCGUGGACAUUGCUUUGAGUAGUGGGAGGCUGGACGGCAUCUGUGGGUGCUGAGGCCCCAGUUUAGGGGCUGAGAGACUGAAUUGUUGUGACAGGCCCUGAGCUGCCAGUGCAUUCUCAGUUCUGGGCAGAACCCUGUCCUCAUCUCUCUCUGCCACUGGCCCAGCCAUGGCCCUGAAAGGCCGAGCCCUCUAUGACUUCCGCAGCGAGAACAAGGAGGAGAUCAGCAUCCAUCAGGAUGAGGACCUGGUCAUCUUCAGUGAGACCUCGCUGGAUGGCUGGCUGCAGGGCCAGAACAGUCGCGGGGAGACAGGGCUCUUCCCUGCCUCUUACGUGGAGAUCGUCCGUUCUGGUACCAGCUCCAACCAUGCCGACUGCUCCAGCAGCCCAGGCUCUCUGAGCACCCAGGUGAGCUUGUAUGACAGCUCUAGCGGGGCCGGCCCUUCCAGGAGUGGUGGGGGCAGUGGCUUCCUCUCACACCAGGGCAGCUUUGAGGAGGACGAUGACGAUGACUGGGAUGACUGGGACGAUGGGUGCACAGUGGUGGAGGAGCCUCGGGCUGGUGGGCUGGGCACCAAUGGGCACCCCCCUCUCAACCUCUCCUACCCUGGUGCCUACCCCAGCCAGCACAUGGCCUUUCGACCCAAGCCAGCCCUGGAGCGGCAGGACAGCCUGGCAUCUGCCAAGCGGGGCAGCGUGGUGGGGCGCAACCUCAACCGUUUCUCGUGCUUCGUGCGCUCUGGAGUGGAGGCCUUUAUCCUGGGUGAUGUGCCCAUGAUGGCCAAGAUCGCUGAGACGUACUCCAUUGAAAUGGGCCCUCGGGGCCCCCAGUGGAAGGCCAACCCCCACCCGUUUGCCUGUUCAGUGGAGGACCCCACCAAACAGACCAAAUUCAAGGGCAUCAAAAGCUAUAUCUCCUACAAGCUCACACCCACCCACGCUGGCUCGCCAGUCUACCGGCGCUACAAACACUUUGACUGGCUCUAUAACCGCCUGCUGCACAAGUUCACUGUCAUCUCGGUGCCCCACCUGCCAGAGAAGCAGGCCACAGGUCGCUUCGAGGAAGACUUUAUUGAGAAGCGGAAGCGUCGGCUCAUCCUCUGGAUGGACCACAUGACCAGCCACCCGGUGCUGUCCCAGUAUGAGGGCUUCCAGCAUUUCCUCAGCUGCCGGGAUGACAAGCAGUGGAAGAUGGGCAAACGCAGGGCAGAGAAGGAUGAGAUGGUGGGUGCCAGCUUCCUGCUCACCUUCCAGAUCCCCACGGAGCACCAGGACCUGCAGGAUGUGGAGGACCGUGUGGACACCUUCAAGGCCUUCAGCAAGAAGAUGGACGACAGCGUCCUGCAGCUCAGCACCAUAGCAUCAGAGCUGGUGCGCAAGCACGUGGGGGGCUUCCGCAAGGAGUUCCAGAAGCUGGGCAAUGCCUUCCAGGCCAUCAGUCAUGCCUUCCAGAUGGACCCCCCCUUUAGUUCUGAGGCCCUCAACAGCGCCAUUUCUCACACGGGUCGUACCUAUGAAGCUGUUGGCGAGAUGUUCGCUGAGCAGCCCAAGAACGACCUCUUCCAGAUGCUCGACAUGCUGUCUCUCUACCAGGGCCUGCUUUCAAACUUCCCCGACAUCAUCCACCUGCAGAAAGGAGUUCCAGAUGGCCGUUAGGAGGAUUCCAUGAGCAAAAUGCAUCAGCUGGACAGUGCCCGCAUGUAGCAAGUGUUCAGUGAGGAGCAGCUGGGAGAACCAGCCUCCGAGCGGAGCCUUAGAGCAGCCCUGGAGAGAGGCUCGGCCACGAAUAUUAUUACCCCGCUUCGUAAGUGAGAAGACUGAACGAGCCUCUAAGGCCACAUAGUAGGUAGAUGGCAGAGCUGGGCCUGGGCCUAGGCCCCUGACCACCUCCAGACCUUGAGCCUUGCCCCAUGUUGCUGCCACGUCUUUACAGGGAGUAGCCUCCUUGGGGCUUCCUGGCUGUCAUGGUACAUGUCAGCCCAGGGCCGGAGGGCUCCACUGGGCCGUUCAUUGGCUGUCACACACACCAUCACACACAGGAGAGCAGGGUCCUGGAGUUAAGAGAUACAGGCUCGUGUCACCUCAGGCAAGGUCAGUACUCAGUCUCAGUUUUCCUCAGGGGAUGUUGACAGUUGUCACUGUGACACCCGGGCUUGUGUUCAUGAGUGUGGGUGUGUCAAUGCUUCAGAGCACUGUGUCCUCGAAGCUGCCCAGGCCGGCAAGGCGGGGGGUGGCCCAAGCGCACAGUGGCUUACGCUGAAUGCCUGCUGUGUGCCACUGCGUGCUGGGCAUCGGGCUCAGAGCCUCCCCUGUGCUGCCUCAUUGUCCACAACUGCCCGGAAGGUGAGAAUGACUGCCAACAUGUCCCAGCGGACCGAGGCUCCGAGGCACGGGGUCCCCUGUGCGAGGUCGUACAGCUGUCCAGUGCAUCCCAUCGAGGCUGAGGUCUGCCUGGGCAGAGCUGUGCCCUUCCAAGGUGGGCAGGCUGGGCAGGCUGGGGGCAGCUGUCCUGCUGUGCAGUGAAUGCACGCGGGCUGGGAACUGGGGGGAGUGGGGAGGCAGGCGGCGAGUCGCUGCGUGCCUUCUGGUUAGCAGGUGGAAGGGCAGAGGGCUUGGCCCACGGAGAUCGCCGAGCAAAUAUUUGUUGACUGAUAAUUUACUGUAGGGCCUCAGGCUGGAGUGUGGGAGUGGGGUCUGGCCAAGGAAGAGUGGGCUGGGCAGACGAAGGCAGGAGUAGGGGUCCGGGGCAAGACUCAGGUGUCUGGGAAGGAACUGUCAGGAGCCUCCUUGCUUGAGGGGCCAACAUGAGGGGUGAGAGUGAGGCUUGGUAGGGAAAUGCUGGGACUGGGUUCUUGUGAGUGCCGAGGCGGAGCUGGAGAGGGGGGCACCCUGGCCCCGGGGCUUCCGUGUGGGGUAGGGUGGGCAGGCGGAGGGGAAUGGGGUGUGUGCCAGAGUGCGUGAGUCCGCCCGUGUGGUCGCUGGGUGCCCGUCAGUGUGCGCACCCGUGCUCGUGUGAGCGUCCCCGUGGUGGCACUCUGCCGGUAGUCGUUCGGCCACGCAUGAGUUUCCCUGCAUUCCCCAGACUGGAAGAGGCAACACCUCUCACCCUGAGCUCAAGGCCAGACUUGCAGUCAGCCUUAGUUCCUCUCUUUCUCUCACGCUCCACAUCCACCCCUGAGCAAAGCCUUGGUAGCUCCUCAGAAGAGGUCCCUGUCCACGGCCUGGCCCAAGCUACCGCCUGCGUAGACAGUUCAGUGCCUCUGAGCCAUUCUGCCUUCUCGACCGCGCCCUGGUCGGAGGGACCUCUUGAGACCGUACUCUAGAGGCGCCUGGGUGGCUCAGUCUCUUGAGUGGUGAAGCGUCUGUCUUCAACUCAGGUCAUGAUCUCAGGGUCCUGGGAUCCAG
This is a messenger RNA of Ailuropoda melanoleuca (giant panda), 3929 nucleotides long. RefSeq names its product sorting nexin 33 (gene SNX33). The transcript is spliced from 2 exons. NCBI's taxonomy places the organism in Eukaryota, Metazoa, Chordata, Mammalia, Carnivora, Ursidae. Gene Ontology annotation, cellular component: plasma membrane; cytoplasmic vesicle. The record is from RefSeq and is a predicted model, not a curated record. The coding region runs from base 693 to 2180 and encodes 495 amino acids. Gene Ontology annotation, biological process: intracellular protein transport; mitotic cell cycle; endocytosis. Gene Ontology annotation, molecular function: phosphatidylinositol binding; protein binding.